AUGUUUUUUGAAAUUAAUAGUAUCAAACAACUUUUCGAGUUCGACGAUGUUUGCAUUGACGACUUUGCUUUCCGUCUCCAUUAUAAAUCAACAAUUAUAAUAUUGAUAAUAUCUUCAUUGUUCAUUACAUCUAAUCAAUUCAUCGGUGAGCCAAUCAGCUGCAUCAUUGAUGAUAUUCCCGCAAAUUUCAUUAAUUCCUACUGUUGGACAUACGGUACAUUCACGAACGCUGAACAAGAAAAUGGUGAUAUUCAACCAGGUGUCGGAAGUGUUAAUAAAGGCAAAAGUGAAAUUAAAUAUCACAAAUACUAUCAAUGGAUUUACUUUACACUUCUAAUCCAAGCAAUUCUGUUCUACGUUCCACGAUAUGUAUGGAAAAUUUGGGAAGGAGGAAAAAUGCAGAAACUUUCUUCCAAUUUGAAUUUAGUUAUCACAGAAGAAGGAUAUAAAUUUGAAGGGAAAGAAAUCAUAAUUAACUAUAUGAAAAAGAAUAUGGGUACGCAUAACGACUAUGCAUUAAGAUUUUUGCUAUGUUUAGUUUUAAAUUUGAUUAAUAUAAUUGCGCAAUUGUAUUUUAUGGACUACUUUUUGAACGGUGAAUUUUCGACCUACGGGCUUGAAGUGUUGAAAUUUAUCAAUAUGGAACCAGAAGAACGCGUUGAUCCAAUGUCACUCGUGUUUCCAUCAAUGACCAAAUGUUCAUUUAACAAAUAUGGACCAUCGGGGAGCAUACAAUACUUAGAUGGUUUAUGUGUGCUCCCAUUAAACGCCCUAAAUGAAAUAAUAUAUAUUUUUUUAUGGUACUGGUUCCACUUGGUGGUCUUUUUCACAGCCGUUUCAAUUGUUUAUCAUAUUUUGAUUUACGUUUUCCCUUACAUUUUGAUGACUUUGUCCACAAAUAUGGAACAAAACGGAUGUAGCUUAGUUGGCAUUUAA
Molecule: messenger RNA, 936 nt
Organism: Sitodiplosis mosellana (orange wheat blossom midge)
Lineage: Eukaryota; Metazoa; Arthropoda; Insecta; Diptera; Cecidomyiidae
Product: innexin inx2-like
Exons: 2
Coding region: 1-936 (311 amino acids)
Biological process (GO): phototransduction
Cellular component (GO): plasma membrane; gap junction
Molecular function (GO): gap junction channel activity
Source: RefSeq, a predicted model, not a curated record